Messenger RNA from Penicillium cinerascens, 1457 nucleotides. RefSeq names its product thiolase family protein. Gene Ontology annotation, biological process: fatty acid beta-oxidation. The transcript is spliced from 3 exons. Gene Ontology annotation, molecular function: acetyl-CoA C-acetyltransferase activity. NCBI's taxonomy places the organism in Eukaryota, Fungi, Ascomycota, Eurotiomycetes, Eurotiales, Aspergillaceae. The record is from RefSeq and is a predicted model, not a curated record. The coding region runs from base 66 to 1364 and encodes 432 amino acids.
UUCUUCUCUUUCAAUACGCUGUACGCCAUCUCAUAUCGCCUCGCCUCGUCUCACAUUCAAUAAAAAUGAUCACUGCCACCGGGUUGUCUGCUCGCUUCUCCAAGCGGGCUACCAUCCCCGCAUUCCGCAGCCAGAGACACUUCAGCUCCGCCCGCCCGACAUUGAGGGAGAUCCAAGAUGCCUACAUUCUGAGUGCCUCCCGAACACCCACAGCGAAGUUCAAUGGCUCCUUUACCUCUGUUUCGGCACCCGAGCUGGGCGCCGUUGUCAUCAAGUCGGCCCUGAGCAAAUCCAAGGUACCCGUGGAGAAGAUCACCGAUGUGUAUAUGGGAAAUGUCCUCCAGGGAUCCGUUGGCCAGGCUCCUGCUCGCCAAGCAUCCAUGUUCGCUGGUUUGCCGUCCACCGUUGAGUCCAUGACUGUCAACAAGGUGUGCGCCUCCGGUUUGAAGGCGGUAGCACUGGCAGCCCAAAACAUCCAGCUUGGUCUGGCCGAGGCUCAAAUUGCCGGUGGCAUGGAGAACAUGAGCCGUGUGCCGUACUACAUGUCUCGUGCCAGUCAGUUGCCUCCAUUCGGUGAGAUCAAGCUGGAGGACGGUCUGAUCAAGGACGGUCUUUGGGAUGUGUAUAACAAGUUCCACAUGGGUAUCUGCGCCGAGCAGACCUCCAAGAAGUACGACAUCUCGCGGGAGGACCAGGAUCAGUACGCUAUCCGCUCUUACGAGCGGGCCCAGCAGGCCUGGAAGGAGAACAAGUUCGCAGAUGAAAUUGCCCCGGUUACUGUUAAGAGCAAGAAGGGCGAGACUGUGAUCGAACGGGACGAGGGCUACGAGAACCUCCGGAUCGAUAAGCUGACCACUCUCAAGCCUGCUUUUCUGCGGGACGGCACGGGCACCGUCACUGCCGGGAAUGCCUCCACCAUGAACGAUGGUGCUUCCGCCCUCGUUAUCGGCAACAAGGAGCUGGCGCGCGAGUUUGGUGCCGGCGGCCGUGUGUUGGCCCGGAUCGUGUCAUCGGCCGACGCCGCUAUCGACCCAGUAGAUUUCCCCGUUGCCCCGGCCAAGGCCGUUCCGAUUGCCCUGGAGCGUGCCGGCAUCACCAAAGAUCAGGUGGCCGUGUGGGAGUUCAACGAGGCUUUUGCGGCAGUCAUCAAGGCCAAUGAGAAGAUUCUCGGUCUGGAGAACGCCAAGGUCAAUAUGCUCGGUGGUGCCAUUUCCCUCGGUCACGCCCUGGGCAGCUCCGGCUCCCGCAUUCUCGUCACCCUGCUCCACCAGCUGCAACCUGGUGAGUACGGUGUGGCUGCUAUCUGCAAUGGUGGCGGGGCUGCAACCGCUAUGGUUGUGCAGAAGCUGGAUCGUGUUGACUAAAAUACGAUGCGACCCCAAAAACGUUGAUGAUACCCUCGCAUAUGAAGCUCGGAUUGUACAUAUUGUGCCAGUUGUGCACAUCCAAAUUGAAGC